AUGGACCCAAACGUGAAAUGCUCGAAAACCGACGCGCAAACAUGGCUCAGCACGGCUCUAACCAAUCUCGACACUUGCCGAGCAGGGUUCUUAGACCUUGGUGUUAAGGAUAUGGUCCUUCCUUUGAUGUCAAACAACGUCUCAAAUCUUAUAUGUAACACACUCGCCAUUAACAAAGUUCCUUUCAACUACACCCCACCUGAGAAAGACGGGUUCCCUUCAUGGGUUAGACCCGGUGACCGGAAGCUUUUGCAAAGCUCGACACCAAGAGAUAACGCGGUUGUAGCUAAAGACGGGUCUUGUAAUUUCAGGACGAUUAAAGACGCGAUCAACGCUGCUUCGGGGAGUGGUAGGGAGAACAAUUAUUCCGGAAGCAGAAGUGUUGGAGGAGAAUCGACCACGUUUAAUUCAGCUACCGUCGCGGCGGUCGGAGACGCAUUUAUAGCACGUGGAAUAACGUUUAGAAACACGGCGGGUGCAAACAAUGAGCAAGCGGUAGCUCUAAGAUCUGGAUCAGAUUUAUCUGUUUUCUAUCAAUGUAGCAUUGGAGAAUACGGGUCCGGGUGCUUCGACUUCACAGCGGUUCACAUGGCCUGGUUUUCGGGUCAGAGGCUUCAAGAGCAAACCUCCGGCUCUCUGUUAGCACCGAUGACGAAGAAGAAGGGCGAAGCAGCUAACGAAGAAUCCAAGAAGAAAAGCGUCUCCUCCGCUGUAAAAUCUCAGAAAGAGAAGCCAGUAGUAGCAAAGGAAGUGAGAAGCUCGAAAGAGGAAGAAGACUUGCUUCUAGAUUCCGGAGAUGAUUCCUAUUACGGUGGAGAUAGCUUGUCAGGGUCUUUGAACUCCGAUGAUUUCGAAUCUGAUUUCUUCGACGAUGGUUCAGACAGAGAGACAGAAGGUGGAGACGGAGAAGCGUCGGAAGACGAGCUAAUUGCUUGUCAUGAUGGCUCAGAUGAUGGUGAAGAUGGGAGUGAUGAUGAAGGUUCUGAGGGACGUGAAGAGAGUGAUUCUUCAGAAGAUGAGGUUGCUCCAAGGAAUACAGUUGGGGAUGUUCCAUUGGAGUGGUACAAAGACGAGAAACAUAUUGGUUAUGACAUUACUGGUAAGAAGAUUACCAAGAAAGAGAAGCAAGACAAGCUCGACUCUUUUCUCGCAACUAUGGAUGACUCCAAGAACUGGCGCAAAAUUUAUGAUGAAUACAAUGACGAGGAAGUGGAGCUGACUAAAGAGGAGAGCAAGCUCAUUCGUAAGAUGCUCAAAGGGGAAGCUCCACAUGCUGACUUUGAUCCAUAUGCGCCUUAUGUCGAUUGGUUCAACUGGGACGAUGAUGCGAUACAUCCACUCUCAAGUGCACCAGAACCCAAGCGAAGGUUCAUCCCUUCAAAAUGGGAAGCUAAGAAAGUUGUUAAGUAUGUUAGAGCAAUAAGGAAGGGGUUGAUCAAGUUUGAAGAAGAGCCCAACGUAUACCUUUUAUGGGGUGACGAUUCUGCAUCAGACCAAAAGAGCAAGCACUUGACUUAUAUUCCUCCACCGAAACUGAAACUGCCAGGACACGAGGAAUCAUACAAUCCUCCUUCGGAAUUCAUUCCAACAGAGAAAGAGAAAGCAGCUUAUGAAUUGAUGUAUGAGGAAGACCGUCCAAAAUUCAUUCCUAAAAGGUUUACAUCUCUGCGAAGCAUCCCAGCAUAUGAAAAUGCACUAAAGGAGUCUUCUGAUCGUUGUUCCGAUCUAUACCUAUGUCCAAGAGUUCGAAAGACGAGAAUAAACAUCGAUCCUGAGUCUUUGAAGCCAAAGCUACCUAGUAGGAAGGAUCUUAAACCUUAUCCAAACUCAUGUUACCUUGAAUACAAAGGCCAUACAGGAGCUGUUACUUCCAUAUCCCCUGAUUGUUCUGGCCAGUGGAUAGCCUCAGGUUCGGCUGAUGGAUCUGUUCGUAUAUGGGAAGUGGAGACUGGUAGAUGUCUUAAGGUCUGGCAGUUUAAGGAACCUGUCAAGUGUGUCGCCUGGAAUCCUCUUCCUGAUUUUCCAAUUCUGGCCGUCGCCAUGGGACAAGAUGUCAUUAUCCUGAACACUGAACUUGGCACUGAUGAGGAACAACAAAGGAUUGAAGAGCUGCUUCGCUUAGGAAGCCUUCCAGAACUAGAUGAAUCUGUUGCGCCAAUUGUAAGCUGGCAUCAAGAUGAAGGGAUCAAGAUUAGACAUUUUAAGAACGUAUCAUUUGUUGACUGGCAUCCAAAAGGAGACUAUCUCUCAGCAGUCAUGUCAGCAGGAGAAACACGAGGUGUUGUCAUACACCAGCUCUCAGUGCACAAAACACAAAGGCUCCCAAUAAAGAUGCGUGGACUUCCCGUCUGCACUCUUUUUCAUCCCAACCACCGUGGAAUGUUCAUCAUCGCAACGAAAAAGAACGUGCGUGUUUUCAAUCUUCAGAAGAAAGAGUUGGCCAUCAAAAAGCUUCAGACCGGGCUGAGAGAGAUCUCAUCAAUGGCGAUUCAUCCUGGUGGUGAUAAUCUUAUAGUAGGAAGCAAAGAAGGGAAGAUGUGUUGGUUUGACAUGGACCUGUCUUCGAGACCGUACAAGACUCUGAAGAACCAUCCUAAAGACAUUAGGAACGUGGCGUUUCACCGCUCAUACCCGUUGUUCGCUUCGUGCUCGGAGGAUUCAACGGCUUACGUGUUCCAUGGAAAGGUGUAUAGCGAUCUGAACGAGAAUCCUCUGAUUGUGCCAUUGGAGAUUCUAAGAGGCCAUUCUACUUCUUCUUCAAAUAGAGGAGUCUUGGACUGCAAGUUCCAUCCGAGACAACCAUGGCUAUUCACCGCUGGCGCGGACUCAGUUAUUAAGCUUUACUGCCACUAA
This is a messenger RNA of Eruca vesicaria subsp. sativa (arugula), 2853 nucleotides long. NCBI's taxonomy places the organism in Eukaryota, Viridiplantae, Streptophyta, Magnoliopsida, Brassicales, Brassicaceae. The record is from the annotation of a GenBank genome assembly.